Messenger RNA from Pichia membranifaciens NRRL Y-2026, 1789 nucleotides. RefSeq lists its product as hypothetical. The record is from RefSeq and is a predicted model, not a curated record. Bases 77 to 1570 code for a protein of 497 amino acids. The transcript has a single exon. Gene Ontology annotation, molecular function: protein binding. NCBI's taxonomy places the organism in Eukaryota, Fungi, Ascomycota, Pichiomycetes, Pichiales, Pichiaceae.
GAGGAAGAAACUUAUGGAAACGGUAUAGAAUAUUACAGCAGAUCCAACCCUUACCGAGUACCAUUUGAAUAACAAGAUGUACCCAACAGAGAAAGAUUUGGGAGGGAAACGAAAACGUGAGGUUGAUGAAUAUAGAAUUGUCAAAGAAGAAAUGCAAGACGGUAGUAUACUUGAUGAUCGCCAAUGUAUGAAACUCCGAAAAAAGAGCAACGUCAAUUCAUUUCUAAUGCAUAUUCCAAACGAGAUUCUCGGCAAAAUACUUGAUGAGGUGAGCAGGAAGGAUUUAAUCCGGUUAUCGAGCACCAACCACGAACAUCGGGGGCUGGUGUAUAUGGAUCUUUUCAGAAACAUUCAUUUGAAAUGGAAGGAUAUAAAGCUGUUUCUGGAGAAUUUCAAACAGCUGGACUACGUACAACGGGUGAAAAUUCUCUGCGACCUUGAGAACGAGAAGGAGACUAACAACGGGGAAUGGAACGUCUCGUUCAGGAAGCUCUUUGAAGAAUGCAAGAAUCUGAGAGAAAUGCAUAUUGAGUUGAUCACCAGUGCGAGAUGCCUGAAGUACAAGGAUGAUUUUGAUGUUGAGCUUAGUAAUAAGGUCGAAAAGAUGACCCUUGUGAGCAAAAGCGUGUGCAACAGCGGGGAUGUCAAUGAUAAUGCGAUGUUUGAGUUGACACAGUUGCAGAGAUUCCACAAUAUACGACAGCUAACUUUGAAAGGGUUCAGCAUUGCCAAGGACAUCUACUUCUACCCGAAGAUAAAGGAGGAUAUGAGCGAUUACCGAAAACGAAGUCUCGACGGCAAGUUGAUCGAGUUGGACGAGGUCAAGCUGAUCAACUGUGCGUGGGAGUAUCCAGUCAAUUUGAAGGACGUUUUUUCGCCUGAGUAUCCGAUGCCGGGAAAUGGGAGUUUACUCUCGAGCAGCACCAGGAACAGACGGGGGGAUACUAAUUGCCGGCCGGUCAAGAUCGGACUCUACUUUAGCGGCGACUAUGUGAAGUUCACCGGAUGCGAGCGGUUCAAGAGCUUUAUUAACACUGAGUACAACGAGCGGUUUUUCUUUGAGAUUGAUUUCUAUAAGAACCUCAAGGAGUUGGAGGUUGUUGUUCUCAACGACAGGUACAAAGAGAACGGGUUCACGUGCUACUACCCGUGGCUCCACAUGAUCAACCUCCAGCGGGAGUACUACACCGAGGUGGCGCCAGAUAACGGUUGGAGUGGCCACGGUGCGCCGGUGGACAGCGCAAUGGUGAAGAGAAGCAUUCUCAGCAACCUCGAGAAGCUUGUGCUUGUUGGCUGGCGUAGUUCGUCCAUCCAGGAGCUUGACAAGUGUUUUGCCGCCAAGGACGGCAUUGAGAUGCACAUGCGUCACUUCGAACUCUAUCUCAUGAGGGGGAACAACUACGAGCGGAGCGGCAAGCCGCUUCUGGAGGAGGAAGUCCGCAAGAUCGACACCUACACACAGCGGCUGCGCAGCAUUUUCGGCCCCUGCUGCCACGUCAAGGUCGGGUACAUCGACGAAUGCAUGGACGAAAGGUACGACGACACUUUCGGAGAUGUAUUCCGUUUGUAAUUGUAGUAGCAGCAUUUCUAGAAACUCAUAAUACGCAUGAAACGCCCAAAAAGCAUCCCCGUGUUCCUGAAACGCCGGAGCAGGAAUGGAUAUCGGAAUCGAGACGGGCACUGUUACGUAAGCGAGCGCCCCGAAAAGUGUGGGGAAGCGGUCCACGGGAGAAAGGAGGGUCCAUGGAGGUCAUGAGCCAGGUUCUCUCCACGGCGUGUUGCGGCGGCG